Molecule: messenger RNA, 2850 nt
Organism: Purpureocillium takamizusanense
Lineage: Eukaryota; Fungi; Ascomycota; Sordariomycetes; Hypocreales; Ophiocordycipitaceae
Exons: 1
Coding region: 676-2598 (640 amino acids)
Biological process (GO): SCF-dependent proteasomal ubiquitin-dependent protein catabolic process
Cellular component (GO): SCF ubiquitin ligase complex
Molecular function (GO): protein binding
Source: RefSeq, a predicted model, not a curated record
GGAGCCAUGAGGAGUCGACGGCUUUCUAAUCACGAUAAUAGGUGUUGGUGCUGCUUGCUCAGCCGCAUUACUCCGAGGCCGAGGCCGUCUUACACUAGACCGCCCAUCGGCACACAUAACACACACAAAGGAGUCUCUGGGCAACCGACUGGGUUACGCAAAACCCCCCAUCUUGGCCACUUCUGCACUGCGCGCUCUGGAGCCGGGAAUAUGGCAGGUCGGCCGUCUUGUACUGUGUAUUGAGGCGUGAUGGCGGGGAUGGAUGCUAUGUUGGCCGCCUUGACGUUGUAGCACAAUAGCUCACACACGCAACGGCGGGGUGCCGGAGGGAGGAGGAGGGCCUUUGUUGCAGCAGUAGCUGCACAGGGCACCCACCACACUUGACGUGGAUUAUUCAUUCAUUCUCACGGCAGCGAUUCAUCAUCCAUCCUCGCCCGUCGCCCAUCCUCAACUCACCACUCACCUCACAAACUCUCACACACCACCCCUUCUCAGUCACGGCAACCAUGUCUGUCCUCAUGUCAUAUUAGCCUCGGCCCGCGAGCCACGCAGCCGCCGCUCACACCCGACACCUCCUUGCACUUGCUCGUCCUCCUUCCCCGCCGGGCUUAUCGGUGUUAGACGCCCUCGCCCGCGCGUGGUGCUUCUCGUCUUUCUCCUCUUCCCCCGUCCGCCAUGUCGGAUCCCAAGCCGCCCUCGGGCCUCGACUCGGAGCUCGAGUCCUUUCGGCAGCAGUGGCUCUCCGACCUGCGCACCCGCAAGGCCGAUGCCCCUCCUCCUCCUCCUCCUCCUCCACCGGCCCAGGCACCUCCCGCCGCACCUGCCGGGCGGGCCCCCCACAGCCAGCACCCGAUACUGCCAUCGUCGUCAACGACUGCAAGCACAACAGCAUCUGCAGAGACAGCUCCAGCAUCGUCACGACGGGCGGCCGCCCCGUCGCCCACGCGCAGCAGGCGGCCCGCGCCACCGCAGCUCGACGCCGCCGACGGAGGAGAGGAUGACUACUUCCAGCCCCAGUCGUUCGACGACCUGCCAUCGACCACCGGCCACACCCUCGACGGGUCCGUACGGCCCUCACCGCAGGUGGCGACGGCGUCCGGGUCCCGUCUCGUAUCGGCCCUAGACCACUAUGAGGAGGCUAUGGAGAAGGAGGCCCAGGGCAGCAUGGGCGAUAGUCUCAAGCUGUACCGCCAGGCGUACCGGCUAGACCAUCGCGUCGACAAGCGGUAUCGCGAGAAGCACUUCCCCGCGUCGGUGCCAUCGUCGUCCUCCAAGCCCGCACCGGCAUUGACAUCGACAUCGGCAACGGCACCGUCUUCCGCCACCGCCGCCGCCGCCCAGCCGUCUCCCCAGCAGGCGCCGGCAGCGCAGGGCGAAGAGACGGCCGCCCAACCGCUCUCCACGCCCGACCUCAUCGCCUCCUUCGCAGCCCUCGCCAUCGAGCCGCUCCCGGCGCACGUCGACGGCGAUCUCCCUCCGCCCUGCCCCAUCGCCGCCCUCCCCUCGGAGCUCCUCGUCCUCAUCCUCGCCGACCUCGCCGCCGAAGACCCCGCCGCCCUGGCCACCUCGGCCGCCCUCGCCUGCAAGCGCUUCGCCUACCUCGCCGCCACCGAACAGCGCCUUUGGCGGCGCGUCGCCCUCGGCUCGCGCUGGGGCUUCGCCGGCAUGCACUACCGCUACGCCCGCACCGUCGACUGGGAGCCUGUCGAGGAGGACGACGUCGUGCUGAACCCGGACUGCCUGACCGAUGGAGAGCUUCUGGACGUCGAGGAGCGCGGCGCCUCCGGCGAGGCCUUGGUCAUCACCGCCGAGGAGCUGCGCCGCCGUCGCGCCCACGCCCAGCUCCUCCUCACCUCGUCGCUCGUCCCGUCGGCCGCGUACCCGUCCUGGCGGGACCUCUUCCGCGCGCGGCCGCGCAUCCGCUUCAACGGCUGCUACAUCAGCACCGUCAACUACAUCCGCACCGGCCAAAUGUCCACCAACCAGGCCACCUGGGGCGGCGCCCCCGUCCACAUCGUCACCUACUACCGCUACCUGCGCUUCUUCCGCGACGGCUCCUGCAUCAGCCUGACCACCACAGACGCGCCCCGCGACGUCGUCCAUCACCUCACGCGCGAUGCCCUACUCCAGCAGCGCGGGCGGCUCAAUCACCAUGCCCAUCAUCACCAUCACCACAGCCACAACCAAGCGCACGCGCUCCCCGCGACGGCGGCGGCUGCGGCGGCUGCCCCCAUCCUGAGCCACGCCCUCAAGGGCCGCUGGCGCCUGUCGGCCUCCUUGCGGCGAGACACCGCCGUCGGCCCCCACCAGCAUCACCGCCGGUCCUCCGCCGUCGACGCCGUCGCCGACCCCGGCACCGAUGCCGACGCCGAAUUCGAGGGCGACGUUUUCGUCGAGACCGAGGGCACCAGCGCCAAGUACACGUACAAGAUGGACCUCGCGCUUCGCAGCGCCGGCAAGGGCACGCGCAACAACAAGCUCGUCUGGCGUAGCUUCUGGAGCUACAACAAGCUGACCGACGACUGGGCCGAGUUUCAGCUCCGCAACGAUAAGCACUUUUUUUUCAGCCGCGUCCGGAGCUACGGCAUCGGCGAGUGACGACGCAUGUCAUGAUGAGCCAUUUCACGAUAGAAUAGAGCAUCGUCGCCGCACUCCCGUCAGGGCGGCAGCCGUCAUAUGCAGUCACCAUAUAGCAAGCAAAGUUGAUUCAAGCACAUCAUAACUUGCUCCACAUUAGACGUGUCGGCACCUGCCAUGUCAUCCAACCGCCGGCAUCAACUACAUGAUAAAGCUAUAGGGAAUCGGAGAGUCCAACCCCAAGUCGCGUCGCUAUGGCGCAGUAAAAGCCCA